AUGCUCUUCACCUGGUCGGCCAAGAACCUCUGUAUCAUCUUCCCCCAGUGGCGCAUCACCGGCCCAUUUACCUUCCUCUUCUCCCUCGUCCUCAUCGUCGUUCUCACGGCGGGCUACGAAGCCGUCCGCCAAAUCACCCGGCGGUACGAAGCUGCUCAUAACCAGCGCUUGAACGCGUUUACGACGACUUCCACAACGGGGGACGAUGAGAUCGCCGCCGGAUCUUCCACUGCCACUGCCAGCGUCUCUGCAGAGGCUGCACGCCACCCCAUUCAGGAUGAAGACUCACCGCUGCUUAUAGGGAGGGAUAAUAGAGCGGCGCUGGCGCGUCGAGGACGGAUUACCUUGGCUGCGUUGUAUGCGGCGCAGGUGUUUUAUAGCUUUUUUAUCAUGCUUCUCUUCAUGACUUAUAACGGCAUGGUCAUGCUUGCGGUCGCUGUUGGCGCGUUCUUUGGGUAUCUCCUCUUCGCCGACGGCGCUCCGGCUGCCAAGACGGUGGCUUGUCAUUAA
Penicillium riverlandense is the source of this 510-nucleotide messenger RNA. Its product is annotated as low-affinity Cu transporter. The transcript is spliced from 3 exons. Gene Ontology annotation, cellular component: membrane. The record is from RefSeq and is a predicted model, not a curated record. Gene Ontology annotation, biological process: copper ion transmembrane transport. Gene Ontology annotation, molecular function: copper ion transmembrane transporter activity. Bases 1 to 510 code for a protein of 169 amino acids. NCBI's taxonomy places the organism in Eukaryota, Fungi, Ascomycota, Eurotiomycetes, Eurotiales, Aspergillaceae.